Messenger RNA from Pipistrellus kuhlii (Kuhl's pipistrelle), 418 nucleotides. It is a transcript of the gene ASDURF, whose product is annotated as ASNSD1 upstream open reading frame. NCBI's taxonomy places the organism in Eukaryota, Metazoa, Chordata, Mammalia, Chiroptera, Vespertilionidae. The coding region runs from base 74 to 352 and encodes 92 amino acids. The record is from RefSeq and is a predicted model, not a curated record. The transcript has 4 exons.
GGGCGGCGGGCGGCGGGCGGCGGGCGGACGGCGGACGGCGGACGGGGGCCUGCGCUCACGGCUGGUGCGCUCCAUGGAGGGGCCCGCCCGGGAGGCACGGCCCGAGGACGGCGCGGGCCCGGCCGCCGGCAGAGAGGACCUCAGCAGCCGGAUUAAAGAACAAAAGAUUGUUGUGGAUGAACUUUCCAACCUGAAGAAGAACAGGAAAGUAUACAGGCAGCAACAGAACAGCAACAUAUUCUUUCUUGCUGAUCGAACCGAAAUGCUUUCUGAAAGCAAAAAUCUAUUAGAUGAGCUGAAAAGAGAAUACCAAGAAAUGGAAAACUCAGAGAAGACCAAGAUCAAGAAAUAGUCCGCUUGACUUCACAUCACCAUGUGUGGCAUUUGCUGUUCUGUCAGCUUUUCUCCUGGACAUUUC